UAUUACGUAAUAUCUUGUGUCAUGCACGUUUGAGUGUGUGGUGUUUUGCUCGAUCAACAGCAACUACUGAGAGAUGACGGAAAACAGCCACAUAUUCAUCAUUUUAAAGUGUGUAUUUUGAUUAUUAUUAUUCAAAUAGAUCAUUUUUAAGCGCCUAAACAAUCUAUGCAGGCUGGGUAAAACAUAAUAAUAAUAAUCACUGUUCUAGUUAAAGCUUUCACAUCCAGUAUAAUGCAAUCCAGAACCAAGGGUUGUAGGAAUAAUAAUAGAUUAGGUUGGCACCUACAGAUGUUAUUAAUAUCACUACAGACACUGCAUUAUGUACACAAACGAUGAAUUUAUCGAGAUCUUACACCAAUAUUCCAGCUAGAUUAUCUAGCCAAAAUAAAAUAAUGAAUGAAUGGAAUCGAACGAAUAAAAUAAAAUUAUUUUAAGAUUCAUUUAAACUUGUCACAAAGCACAAAUGAGGUUUAAAGUGAAUUUUUUUUUUACAUUAAAUGGUUUUAACAACUGAUUUAAAUGUAAAGUAUAUGUUGCAGCGGAUAACUGCAUUUAGAAUUAGAGCCAAAGUUGGUGCAUUGGAAUAUAAAGCACACAAAAAAGCUAAAAAAAACGCCGAAAAUCCUCAACAAUGAUUGAAGGUUGAAUGUCUUGUUUAUUAUUUUGUUAAAAGAUUUGAAUCACCUGACUUUUUUUUCUUAAAAAUAUGUUUUUCCUUAUAACUGCCUUAUUAUUUCUUCUUCCUAUAAAACGGCACAAAUUAAUUUAGGACAGUAUGCUUACACUGAUCGAAAUUUCACUUUAGACAUUUUAAACAAACUGUACUCAAAUAAUAUAUUGUUUUAGUAAAAGAUUUAGUCAUUUUUUUGUAAAAAAAAAAAAAAAAAAGCAUAAGGAAAAAAAAUGAUACGACUUUAUUAUACUUUUUUUCCCUCAAAAUUAUAAAAACUUUUUUCUAAAAAAAAAAAAAAAGGCAACUUGUUUCCAAAACUCUAACAUUUUUUUCGCCCCCAAAAAUACAAUUUGCCUAAUAUUCCUUGGAACUAAGUGGGGUCGUGGGUGAGCUGGAGUCUAUCCCAGCUGACUUCGGGUGAGAGGCGGGGUACACCCGGGACUGAUCGUCAGCCAAUCACAGCACGCGCAUUAAACUGGUAUCUGCUAAUUUAGGUGGGCUAAAAUAAUAUAUUACUUAAUUUAAAGACAUUUUUUUUCUUUUUUGAAAUAUAUAGAAAUAUUUGUAACAAAUAAAUACAAUAUUAAAAAAUGUCGAAAAUAUAUGACCUUUGUUCUAAAAAAAUAUACAACUUUUUAAAAUCCAAAAUAUAUAACUUUGUUCGGAUAUACACCUUAAAAAAAAUUUAAAAAAACUUCUCCCCCUAAAUUACAAGCAGCCCUAAUAUUUCUGACUAAACUGCUAAAUUGUUUUAAAAAGACAAAAACAAUUAGGACUGGAUCAGAUAUGAAACAGCACAAAUAAAAUUUGCUGCCCACCUUGCUCCUUUUCUUCUUGUCCCCUCCAAAGAUCUUGCUAAAAGAAUCCAUGAGACCAGGGCUCUUCUUCUUCCUCCCAAGCCCUGAGGUGCUCGCUGUCGCCAUGCAAGUAGUGCGGAGCCCGGGUGGGGUUCGUCCUUCUUCAGACCUCUACAAGUCGUCCUCUACGAGCCUCUUCAGUGCUCACAACGCCACCACGCUCUGCUGCUGCGCUGACUUGUUUGCUGCUCUUCUGAAGGCUCUUUGAAGGUGUCGCCGUAUGAGCCCCGUUGCACCAUGGGACAUUGAACAUGGGGAGGGACAGGUGGGGUGGGGUUGUGGUUGCAGUAGUGGUGAGGUCCGUUACUGGCACGGAUCCAAGCAUUCUUUGGAGCAACAGUGGCUGUGUCAGUCGCUGCCGGCCUCCGUAUGGGCCGGACCAUUGUUCCUCUCCCAUCUGCCUCAGGCCGGCCCCGGGGUCAACAAGGCCCAUCUAUGAGGCCCAAGUUCAGCCUGAUGCAAAGGACCCUGCAGGACUGAAAGGCCCUUGUUGAUACUUAGUGGACUGUCUUUAGAUCAGAUCAUUCAAUCCUGACUUCCAUCUUCUGGUAGGACUUUCCACAAGACGUGGGAGGAUCGAUCCAAAUAUCAAUAUUCACAUCAACCAACGUUUGUAGUAUCACCCACCUCUAUUAUCCAGUACACCUCAUACCCACACCCCAAUAGAUCAUGCGAUUAUGAAUGAGUGGGAAUCCAUCCCAGCUGCACGAAAGUCGGCUAUGUGAACCACUACACUACCGAAUGGCCACGCCCUUUCCACAAGACCGCUUCUGUCUGAUUUGUCGCUUUUGGACACAUUCAUGUGACACUUAGAACGUGGGCUACGUUAUUGUUUACAUGCAAACAUACAGGAUGACACUUUCUGCAUGUGCAUGUAUUAUUUUACGUGCAUAAAUAUAAAAGUUUAAUAUUCUAUAAAUAUUAAUAUCAUAUAUAUUACAUACAUAUUUGUAUUGUAUUUAAUAAUAAUAAUGGGCACGGUGACCUAGUGGUUUUGAGGCUCUAAAUCACAGGCGUCAAACUCGAGGCCCGCGAAAGCCUGGGAAUAAUGUGUGUCAGUAAUGCACCUUUUUUCCUUCUAAAAUGUAUUUGGUCUUUCAUUUUGACAGAAAAAUUGUAACGCACGCAGCUCUUGUAAACUUUAAUGUUGUUUCAUCAUGCAACAAGCAUUUUUUUGUUGUCUAAAAUUAUGUCUGCUUGACACCUUGACAUUCUACCUUAUUAGUUAGUUAUCCAUCAAUUUGUUAGUAAAAAUAUCUCUAUAUAUUCAUAUUUAUAAUAAUAUAUAUGGACAAUUACAAUUUUGUCAUUUACUCUAAUAAUAAAGGGCACUUAAAUCAAGAUUCUAAGACAGGUUCACGUAAAAAUAUUACUUGUGCAUGAGUUAUCGUCUAUGGAUGUCAAGCUGUUUGUGUUUUAAACUUGUCGUGUUUGACACAUCAAAUUUGAGUUCUGAUUCUGGUUCUGUUCAGGAUGCAGCAGCUGUAAGACAAAGCUGGUUCUGUUCCGGGGUCAGCCGGGCUGGAGUUACACCCAAGCAGCAUCAGAAUAUUCAUAUUUUCCGAACAGAUGACUUUUUGUUUCUGACGACGCCUUCUUGUUCCUAGUUGCGAACGAUCUCUUCAAGUUUAUGGUUGAGUUUAUUUACAUCGAAGUACAUCAUUUGCACAAUUCAACAUGUCCGAAAAGGACACAGAAGAAGCACAGCUUAGUUAGUCUGAAUGAUUAUUAUUUCCAGUGCUGAAAAGAAAGUGUUUUUUUGUGACACCUCUUUUUUUUGGUGACUUGAGGUCAUCCGUCUACAGUUGCCCCUCACAAUAUCGCGGUUCGAUUAAUAUUGCAGUUUUUUUUUUUAUUACAAGUGUUAGUAGUAUUCUGGUCACGAGGCGGCCGUAAUGACAGAAAACAGUGAGAUAUUAGCAUAUAUUAUAUUAAUUUAACACUGCAUGAAGUCAGCCACGGCAUGUACGGCAUGACGGAGUGAAAAGCUUAUCCGGCCCAUUCCGUGUGGACGUGAGGGAUGGAUAACUUGCUUCAGAAUCAGAAGUCAAUAGCUUGUUGCAUCAAAUAACACUGAGAGUCAACCCAGGAAGGAGCGCGUCCUCGCUGUGCUUGCCCGCUGGGAAUUUGAAUAGAGCUCUAAUAUUUGGAUGUCAGCACUUAGCGCCAUCCCGCUCCAGUUCUGCAGUGUAGGUGACUUGAAAUCAUCCAAAGACCAAGAGUGUGAAAGGAGCUGGAGAUGGGUCCAGAGACGGCGAGGUAGAUGCCCGUGAUUGUCACGUCAACAGCGGGGGAAGUUCAUCGGCUUGCUCGGAUCUUUUCUCAAAGUCUCAUUUGGGGGUCAGUGGUGCACAAAAAGGGAGGCUUCAUGGUUGCUGAUCAAUACAUGUGUGAUUGUGUAUUCAGCAUGAGUAAUAUCUACGAGUCUGCAGAGGCCACGCUGGGCUUCAUCAGCUCUCCAUGCCUGACCAAAGUGGAGCUGAGAGUGGCCUGCCGGGGAAUCUCAGACCGAGACGCCCUCUCCAAACCCGACCCUUGCGUGGUUCUGAAGAUGCAGUCGCAUGGCCAGUGGUUUGAGGUGGACCGUACAGAGGUGAUCCGCAGCAGUAGCAGCCCAGUCUUCUCCAAAAUCUUCCUGGUGGAUUACUACUUUGAAGAGGUGCAAAGGCUUCGUUUUGAACUUCACGACAUCAGUUCGGGCAACAACGGCCUCCGUGAUGCAGACUUCCUUGGCGCCAUGGAGUGCACCUUAGGACAGAUUGUCUCACAGAGGAAACUGACUAAAGCUCUUCUCAAACAGGGAAACACUGCCGGAAAGUCUUCCAUAAUGGUGACAGCGGAGGAGCUGUCGGGUAAUGACGACUACGUUGAACUCUCCUUCAGUGCUCGUAAGCUAGACGACAAGGAUUUCUUCAGCAAGUCAGAUCCUUUCCUGGAGAUUUUCAGAAUAAAUGACGAUGGGAGCGAGUCUCUUGUGCAUAGAACGGAGACGGUCAUGAACAACCUGAGCCCCGUAUGGAAAUCAUUCAAAGUUUCCCUGAACACGCUCUGCAGUGGAGACCAUGAAAGGGAGCUAAAGUGCACAGUUUGGGACUGGGACUCUAAUGGAAAGCAUGAUUUUAUCGGGGAGUUUCAGACCACAUUUAAGGAAAUGAGGGUGGAGCAAGAGGGCAAGCAGAUUCAGUGGGAGUGCAUCAACCCUAAAUACCAGAUGAAAAAGAAGAAUUACAGAAACUCCGGCAUUGUCAUUCUCAACCACUGUAAGAUCAUCAAAAUGUAUUCCUUCUUGGAUUAUAUCAUGGGAGGCUGUCAAAUUCAGUUCACAGUGGCAAUAGACUUCACAGCCUCGAACGGGGAUCCUCGAAACAGCUGCUCCCUCCAUUACAUUCACCCCUACCAACCCAAUGAGUAUCUCAAAGCCCUUGUUGCCGUGGGGGAGAUCUGCCAAGACUAUGACAGUGAUAAAAUGUUCCCCGCAUUCGGUUUUGGAGCAUUAAUACCGCCUGACUUCAAGGUGUCACAUGAUUUUGCUGUGAACUUUGAUGAAGACAACCCUGAAUGUGCUGGGAUCCAAGGCGUGGUCGAGGCCUACCAGAAUUGCCUUCCCAAGAUUCAGCUGUACGGGCCCACCAAUAUCGCCCCAAUCAUCCAGAAAGUGGCUUCGUCCGCCUCCGAGGAGAUGCACACCAAAGAGGCCAUGGAAUAUUUCAUCCUGCUCAUCCUGACAGACGGCGUCAUCACCGACAUGGCCGACACGCGAGAGGCCAUCGUGCACGCCUCUCACCUACCCAUGUCCGUCAUCAUCGUCGGCGUGGGCAACGCCGACUUCACGGACAUGCAGAUUUUGGACGGGGAUGAUGGCAUCCUGCGUUCCCCCAAGGGCGAGCCAGUACUCCGCGACAUUGUGCAGUUCGUCCCCUUCAAGGACUUCAAGCAUGCGUCCCCAGCUGCCCUGGCGAAGAGUGUUCUGGCAGAAGUCCCAAACCAGGUGGUGGAUUACUAUAACGCCAAAGGCAUCAAACCCAAGUGUAUGUCGGACUAUGAGUCAACACGGGCCUUCAGCCCCUGACGACGGACUGACUCGAUACACAUGUUUACACUCAAAUGCGUAUGUGCAUUGCUUACCUGCACACACACAGCGUUGUGUACAUACAAUAUAAACACAUUAGUCUAGCUCAGAGACGUAGCUUGUUCUGGUGAACCGACCUGGAGCCCAUUAUGACUAUUGCAUGUUCGGCCAUGAUGACGUUAUGACUUGUAUAUCAUGCAGACGUUUAUAGAAAUGAGUCUACUAAACCAGCAUGCGGCCAACCCAAAGAAAUGACACUAUACCUUAUUUAUGGAACUAGCAAGUGCAUAGAUGACACGCAAAUAGCAAAUGUAACCUCAGAAUUGCGUUUUGCAUUUUGUAUUCAUGCCAAUAUUAGUCCCCCUGUUAGUGUUUUGCAUAAAUGCAUGCAUAAUUUUGCUAUCCAGUCCCCUGUAGAGGCUUGCUAGUUUUGAAAUAAAGUAUUUCUGUCAUUUCAAUGACACUCUGAGCUGUCUUGGUUUUUUUCUACAGAACUGUUUGAGGUUUUGCGCAGUAAAUAACUUAAUAAUUAUAACCGUUUCUUAAUAAUCUUAAAUUGUAUAGAGUUUUGCAGGGAUAGCUAAGUAUGUGUAAUAGACACUGAUGUGUGAGCUGUUUUUCCCUGUAGGAUGCAUGUUCGUUAUAAUAAAGUUACUAUGUUUUUAU
This is a messenger RNA of Dunckerocampus dactyliophorus (ringed pipefish), 6265 nucleotides long. RefSeq names its product copine IVb (gene cpne4b). The record is from RefSeq and is a predicted model, not a curated record. Gene Ontology annotation, molecular function: calcium-dependent phospholipid binding. The transcript is spliced from 19 exons. Lineage: Eukaryota; Metazoa; Chordata; Actinopteri; Syngnathiformes; Syngnathidae. The coding region runs from base 3794 to 5599 and encodes 601 amino acids. Gene Ontology annotation, cellular component: plasma membrane. Gene Ontology annotation, biological process: cellular response to calcium ion.